Messenger RNA from Fusarium musae, 810 nucleotides. RefSeq lists its product as uncharacterized. Bases 1 to 810 code for a protein of 269 amino acids. The record is from RefSeq and is a predicted model, not a curated record. Gene Ontology annotation, molecular function: nucleoside triphosphate diphosphatase activity. Lineage: Eukaryota; Fungi; Ascomycota; Sordariomycetes; Hypocreales; Nectriaceae. The transcript is spliced from 2 exons.
AUGGCUGACACACCAAGCGAACCACCUCCUGACUAUGAAAAGUCGACCGCCACCCAGAGCACCCCUCAGCGGCCCUUACGGAAAGGUCCUAUACCGCUAGAUCUCCCAAUUCUGAAGCACCUCAACGGCAAGAGAGUGAUUCUUGCAUCUGCCUCACCACGAAGAAAGGCAUUGCUCCAACAGUUUGGCCUCACAAACCUCGAGAUUCUCCCAUCCACCAAACCCGAGAAUCUCGAUAAGGCUGCACUAGGUCCUUACGAGUAUGUAGCUGCAACUGCUCACCAAAAGUGUAUGGACGUUUAUACUACCGCACUUGAAGUUCAUCUGAAAUCUAUACCGGAUCCUGAUCUCGUCAUUGCUGCGGACACUGUUAUCGUUACCAAAGAUGGUCGGAUCCUGGAGAAGCCUCGAAGUGAAGCUGAUCACAUUCGCAUGCUAAAGCAUCUGCGGGACCAGAGAAUGCACAAGGUCUUGACAUCGAUUGUAGUAAUCGCUCCAAGAGAAGACGCGAGACAUCCGGGCUAUGUCAUCGACACCUACACAGAAGAGACCAAGGUGUACUUCUUGAGUGAAUCUGAUGGUCUUCCUGAUGAUGUGAUUGAAGCAUAUGUCAAGACUCGUGAGGGUGCGGAUAAGGCUGGUGGCUACGCUGUUCAAGGCGUGGGCGGCAUGUUACUUGUUGAGAAGCUUGACGGAUGUGUCGACAACGUUGUUGGACUUCCAGUGAGAAAAUGCAUGGCUAUGGCGGAGAAGGUCAUAUUCAGACAGGAAGAGGAGGACUUUGAGGGUGAAGGCGAGGAAGAGGAUUAG